AUUGUUAGUCUACGGAACGUCAAGAUAUAAAGUUUGAGAGAUUUAUAAUUCUUAAUAAUGGUCGUGUAAAGUGCCGGUAUUCUUCCAUAAAAGUUCGUUUUAUCGUUACAUGUGGUGUUACAACAUGGCGUGGGUUCCAUUAGAAUCAAAUCCCGAGGUUAUGACGAAGUUUUUGCACAAAUUGGGUGUUCCCGAGCAAUGGAACAUGAUUGACAUUUAUGGUUUAGAGCCAGAUUUAUUGGCAGUUGUGCCCAGACCAGUUUUGGCAGUUAUUUUGCUUUAUCCUGAAUCAGUAAAGACCGAGGUACAAAACAAAGAAGACGAAGAAACUAAAUCAAAGGAUAAUGGAAAGGAUAGACCAGAUGGCGUUUAUCACAUGAAACAGAUCAUUUCCAAUGCAUGUGGUACGGUCGCAUUAAUUCAUAGCGUGGCAAAUAAUAUGGAAGAGAUAAAUCUUAAAGAGGGAUUUUUAAAAUCUUUCUUGGACGAUUCGAAGGAUCUUUCUUUUGCCGAACGCGGAGAACUUUUGGUUAAUGCUCAAGGUAUCAUCGAUACGCAUAAAGAAUCUGCUCAAGAAGGACAAACGGAGGCUCCCGAGGAGGACACUCCGGUGUAUUAUCAUUUUGUUGCAUUUGUACGAAAGAACGGAACGCUGUAUGAAUUAGAUGGUCGUAAACCUGCUCCUGUCGAUCACGGACCAACUACACGAGAGACAUUGUUGGAAGAUUCUGUCCGUGUUUGUAAAGAAUACAUGGCACGUGAUCCAAGUGAAAUGCGCUUCACCGUUGUCGCUCUUGCUGCCAGUUAUUAAAGAACAUUUCCUUUUCUAAUAUUCAAAUAUACACGUAAACAUGCUUGAUGCUAAUUUAUUUUCUAUGAUAGUUAUGUAGUUCGCUUGGGCAAUUCAUUUGUUAUAUCUUUAUCAUUUUUUUAGGUUUUUACAUUGUAUGUCCUAUAAUAAUCAAAGAGGAACAAAAUACUGAUCAUA
Molecule: messenger RNA, 988 nt
Organism: Vespa crabro (European hornet)
Lineage: Eukaryota; Metazoa; Arthropoda; Insecta; Hymenoptera; Vespidae
Gene: Uch
Product: ubiquitin carboxyl-terminal hydrolase isozyme L3
Exons: 7
Coding region: 110-811 (233 amino acids)
Biological process (GO): ubiquitin-dependent protein catabolic process; protein deubiquitination
Cellular component (GO): cytoplasm
Molecular function (GO): cysteine-type deubiquitinase activity
Source: RefSeq, a predicted model, not a curated record